Molecule: messenger RNA, 2346 nt
Organism: Aspergillus thermomutatus
Lineage: Eukaryota; Fungi; Ascomycota; Eurotiomycetes; Eurotiales; Aspergillaceae
Exons: 5
Coding region: 1-2346 (781 amino acids)
Source: RefSeq, a predicted model, not a curated record
AUGAAUCCACCAAAACCUUCUGAAGAGGCAGCACCUGCCUACCAUGAACUAUUCGACACAGACUCUAUCAAUCAACCGACAGCCACAUCAUCAAGGACGCAUCAAUACGCUGCUGUCACACAGGCUGACCGGGACGAAAACUUAAACAUCGCCAGCCAUCACGAUGUAGAGUCCCACCCUCAGGACUCCUCGAAUCCUCUUUCGCAGCUAGACACUACAAAGCCACAUUUCCACUGCGAGACGUGCGAUCGCCAGCUCGAGCGCCGAGAGAGAAAGGAGAAAGAGCGGGAAUGCUGCCAGAUGGUCGCGGUGGUGUUUAUCGUGGCUAUUGUCUGUUUGACAUUGCUGGGGAUUGUGAUUGCAAGAAGUCAUGAGCAGCAAACUGAGGUUCAGCCUCAGCAGGAUGUCCAGACUCAGCAGCCGAUCAAGAAGGGCGAGAGGGAAAAAUUCGAGGACUACGUCGGCGAAGAGAGGAAGCUAAUGCAGGAAGGAGACACGUACAGUGGACUCAUAGCGGUAGAGAAGAAACAGUUCCAGAUAUUAAAGAUGCCGGUGAUCGAUCGUUGCAAGUGGCGGUAUGCCUACCAGCUGGACAAGCUCGGCAUUACGCCCGAUUAUUACCGAAUCGGCGUGGCCAACCUCCUUGGUCCGGUGUAUCCUGCCCCCAGAGACCUCAGUAGCAACUCAAGCCGAGUCGCAGCUGGAUGGGAGAAUCUUACAGCGACGCUACACCGCGAGACCUCCUCGGAUUCAUCAUUACUGUCGAAUCUCACCUUCUCUGUCGGUCUGUUUUCCAUCCACGAUCCAGAAGCAGAGACUUUGCAGUUUCACUACACCUCGUCCGAGAUCCAGAAUGCCCCAAAUGGCACUAAGAAAGUCGACGGAGACAGUAUCUAUCGCGUAGCUAGUCUCUCGAAGCUUUUCACCGUUUUUGCUGCGAUGCUUGAGCUCGACAGUGAGCAAUGGGAACGUCCUCUGACGGAGAUUAUUCCAUCCUUCGCCGAAUACGUCAAGUCCAGAUCCGACGUAGACUCAGUCUACUAUACCCCGUGGGACCAAAUCACCCCCAGCGCCCUUGCCGCGCAAAUAAGCGGCGUUGCGCGCGAUGUAUUGCCAUGGGACGGUGGGGAUUUACUCCUGCAGUAUGCAAUCGCGAUCCUUGCCGGCUUGAACCCUGUGCCUGCAGUCCUCGAUCCAGCAACCUACGGACUCCCCCCGUUCGACCAGAACGAUAUCCCAUUACUGUCACCGUGUCUGGCAAACGGGAGCGUGCCGUGCACUGGGUCUCUCUACGCCGCCGGGGCAGCCAACGACGCACCUGUGUAUCUCCCUUGGACAAGCCCGGGGUACUCGAACAAUGGGUUCAUCCUGCUUGGUCUCGCUCUCGCCAAUUUGACUGGGAAAUCCCUCGACGAGAUAUAUAAGCAGAGUAUCUUCGAUCCGCUAGACAUGCAUUCCUCCUACUCCGCCGUCCCGGGAGCGUCUGAGCUCUCCCGCUCCGUGAUCGCAGGCGACUUCGCCUCGGGCUUUGGCUACGACGGCGGCAUCUCCAAGUCGUCGGGGGGAAUCUACUCGACCACCAACGACCUGGCAAAGUUUGGCACGGCGAUCUUGAACUCUACACUCCUACCGCCGGUCGACACACGCAGGUGGAUGAAACCCGUCUCGCACACGGCGGACCUGCAGUAUUCUGUCGGUCGACCUUGGGAGAUAUACCGGUACACGCAUGCCAAGUCGGGCGUGGUCACGGAUCUGUACACCAAGCUAGGGGACGCAGGGAACUACGGCAGUUUCCUUGUCUUGGUUCCUGAUUUCAACGCUGGGUUUAGCAUCAUCGGGGCCAGCGCGUUGGCGACGCGAUCGGACGCGACGAACCUUCUUGCGGAUCUCGUCACGGAGGCUAUUCUCCCUGCGCUCAUGGAGCAGGCUGCGUCUGAAGCGAGGAGGAAUUUUGCGGGGGAGUACACGAGCGACCGGUUGAACUCCUCUCUGGCGCUGGCUGUUAGUUCUCCUGGUGAAAAUCCCGGCUUGUCGGUUAGCUCGUGGGUCAGCAAUGGGACGGAUCUUAUGCCGUUGGUGGGCACGUUGCUCGGGAAUGAGAAUUCGAGGCUCGUGCCGACGAUUGUGUCGGAGGGUGCCAGGGAGGUGGCUUUUAGGGCGUAUACAGUUACACAGCAGAAGUCCGGAGGAUUAUUUCAGAGGAAUUUCGAUGUGAAUGACUGGCUGGUCGUCGGCAGCGGGGGAUACGCAUCUAAAUCACUUGGACAAUUUGUAUUUGAGGUGGACGAGCAGGGGAAGGCGACGAAGGUGGAAUUGCCAGCUUGGAAUGUGACUCUUCAUAGAUAG